This is a messenger RNA of Zea mays, 1068 nucleotides long. RefSeq names its product xyloglucan endotransglucosylase/hydrolase protein 2. Gene Ontology annotation, molecular function: hydrolase activity, hydrolyzing O-glycosyl compounds; xyloglucan:xyloglucosyl transferase activity. NCBI's taxonomy places the organism in Eukaryota, Viridiplantae, Streptophyta, Magnoliopsida, Poales, Poaceae. Bases 1 to 861 code for a protein of 286 amino acids. The transcript is spliced from 4 exons. Gene Ontology annotation, cellular component: apoplast; cell wall. Gene Ontology annotation, biological process: xyloglucan metabolic process; cell wall biogenesis. The record is from RefSeq and is a predicted model, not a curated record.
AUGGCUUCCGAGGUGCGCGCAUGGCUUCUCCUCCUCCUGCUACUACUAACCGGGGGUGCUAGCUUGGGGCCGCCGGCGGCAGCAGGGGCAGCGCCGGCGUUGUUCGACGUGAACUAUGUGAAGGACUGGGGGCGCCUGGUCGAUCAUGGGACUGAGGUUAACCUCAUCUUGGAUCAGACUCGUGGUGGUGGGUUCAAGUCUAAGUCCACGUACGGGUCAGGGUUCUUCCACUUGAGGAUGAAGCUGCCGUCCGGCUACACGGCCGGCGUCGUCACAACCUUCUACCUCAUUUCGCAGCCGGAAGACGGCACCCGUGACGAGGUGGACUUCGAGUUCCUGGGCGACAAGGACGGCGUGCCCGUCACCCUCCAAACCAACUUCUUCGUCAACGGCAAGGGCGGCAGGGAGCAGCGGCUGCACCUCUGGUUCGACCCUGCCGCCGGCUUCCACGAUUACAAGAUCUUGUGGAACCCCUACCAGCUCGUGAUGUUCGUCGACGAGACGCCGAUCCGGGUGGUGCGCAACCUGAGGGGCAGCGUGCCGGGGUACGAGUUCCCGACGAAGCCGAUGCUGAUCCGCGGGAGCAUCUGGGACGGCUCCACCUGGGCCACGGACGGCGGCCGGACCAAGGUGGACUGGUCCAGGGCACCUUUCACGGCUGGGUACCAGGGGUUCGACGUCAGCGGCUGCGCCACGGCCAGCGCGACGCCGCGGUGUGGCUCGCCGGGCCUGUGGUGGAACGGCGUCGGAUACCGGAACAUCACCGCGGCGCAGCGGGCGGCCUACGAGGGCGUCGUCAAGAAGUACAUGACCUACGACUACUGCAAGAGCUCCCGCAAAAUCGAGUGCGCGUAUAUUUGAUGUGCUGGUAUAUAUAUGGUGGAUAUAAAGUUUUAUGUGAAUCAUAUAUAAACUCUUGCUGGUGUGAGAUAAUAUCUUAGCACAAUAAUACUAGUAUAAAGAGUGAGGAUCACUCGCAGUGUGCUGGUUUGUAAACUUUUUUUUGUAUGUUAUUGCGAGUGUUUCAGGCAUUAUUAUUGUUUAAUUUGAGACAACUGAAAUUCUAUA